AUCACCGGAUGUUGAUUUUUAAUGGCGGUCAGUGAUCAAUGAACGCUGCAGUAAUGUCACUAAAAUUUAAACGACCAUCUUCUGCAAGGCGGCACAUAAAACUUGAAACAUUUUCAUCGUUUGUCAGUGGAGCAAGGUUAAGAAGAGUUCAAGAGUUACUAAAAUCGGAGGAAAUCGACAACAAGCCAGAUGCCAUUCUUUGCAUUGCAGGAAUAGACAGUCGAUAUCAUGAAGGCAGCACAGAGCUCAUUGAUUAUCUAUUGUUUGGAUUUUUUGAAAGAAGAAAAGCAGAACUUGAACAGUCAGGAUUUGAAGAGGAAGUUAUCGAUGAUCUGAUAGUGUUAAUCAGAAAACACGAGGUAGAUGUUUACUGUAACCCUGUCAAUUACCACUACCUCUUACCAUAUGUGGCUCAUUGGAGAAACUUACGAUUUCACUGUUUAUCAGAUGCAGAGUAUGAAGAUGAGGAGGCAGCAGAGGAAUACAAGAUUCAGUCCUUCAUUGCCAUGGUACAGGGUGUAAGAAAAGUUGCCAUUCCUCACAAUGUGAUAGGUCUAUCUGCUAAAUUUGAUCACAUGCUGAUUGAAAAAUGGCCAAUCAUUCAAGCAUAUGCAUUAGAGGAUUAUAAAGGUGGAGGAUUUUUCACUUUGCAACAUGAGGUAGUAGACAUUGGACCGCAACUGUCUGAAGUUUACAGUCAGAUGGAUCCCUGUACACUGGAAGUACUACUGACAGAGCAAAUGACUCAGUUUGAAAGACAAUGGCAAACCCUGAUAGACAACCUUGACGUUAACAUAGCAACUGGUAUAGACAGAUUGACAGAAGAAAAAGUGUGUGAGCCACUGCAGAGUUACUACAAACAUGGAAAAGUGGGAUCUCAAGGAACAAAGACAAUGGAAAGACAGAGACAACCAUUUGUGUUAUGUGGAACGAACAGUCGACGCAAAGUGCUGGAUGAUGUCAGAAGCUGUAAAAUAUCGGUGAAUUCUGAAAUAUCUCAGUGUGGAAUCAGCAACGGACCUGCAAAGUUUAUGGUUUGCCAUGGAAUAUCUCCAAGAGGACCACUUUGUUGUACAAGAACCUAUUUCUUAAAUGAGGAGCCAAGCAUGCGUGGCGCUAGAGCCACUCUCCAGAGCAAAACAGAUGGAGGGACUCCUGCAGACACUGUGAUGGCAGUUGAGGACCAGGAUACAAAGAUGCUGGUAGAUAUGUACUCCAUCAUGGUUGACAGUGUGUUGGAGGGAAUUAAACAGUAUUCAAAGACACUCAGUGUUCACAAGACACGUGCCAUGGUGGUGGAUCAGAUCUGUGAGGGAUGCAGAACUUAUCCUGUACUGAACAAAUAUAUUCAAAGAAGGUCGGAUAUUGUGUUCACUUUGGAAGCAUAUGAUCAGGAUGGCAGGAAUCAGUCGGUAGAGGAAGGUAGUCGCAGUCUGAUGUUGAAGUCUGCCAGUAUUUGUCUGUAUGACGUACCCAGCACACUUAUUCCCAGCAAAACACUGGGCUCUCUGGUGUUCUCGGAAAUCUUUCAAGACUCGGUCAUCUCAGUGCAGAGAGAAGAUGGAACUCUAGAACUGAGUGGGGAAACUUUGGUUCUGACGUCCUUUAUACCGAGGUACAAGAACUGGCCUCUUUGCAGCAAGAUGGAUCCCUCUAGUUCUCUACAUAGUCUUGAAAAGUAUGGCUGCCUUCUGUUACCCGGGGAAACAGUGAGAGUUUGUACGAACAGAAAUCUCACUCAGCCAGUAACUGCAGCCGAGCUGUAUGCCUAUGAGUCUGCCAUAGUCCUUGUCUUUCAGAGAGCCAUAACUUUGUCUUUGGAUAAGGAUAGCAUUAUGUCAAUGCAAAUGUUUGUUGGGGAAACUUCAGAGGCUUUGUCAGUACUUAUGGUUAAAGUCUCUCCGUCCAGCAGUAUCCCAGCAUUCCUCCAAUCUGAUGACGGCAUCAUCUAUAUCACAAUGGUCCCAAAGUCCAAGGCAAAAUUGUGUCUUUUCCAAGAAGUAUUACCCAAGUGGAAAUCACAAGACAGUUUGCCAGAAGUCAAUGCCACAGACAGUAUUCCACAAUCCUUCCAACAAAUUGCCGAGCAACUACAGCUUGAAUUUGACAACGAUCAUCGUCCAGCCUCACCCUAUCAUCACAUCAAAGGAAAAUUCUACAAUCUUGACAGAUUCAUGACUCAUUUAAGUGUUAGCAGUGUAACCUCUCACCCCACCACAUCAUUACCCAUCAUGCUUCAGGAGGCUGAGGAAGUGGAGACUGUUGCCCAGGAAGGUGGAGUCAUCAACGAAGCUUUCCAUGGGAUCACUGUGACGGUGUUAGGGGGGAUACCAGGAAGCCACAAAGACCAGUUGUGUGACACAUUGCUGUAUCUUACAGAGAGUCAGAUAAGAUGGACAGUAUUAAAACAGACAUUUGGAAAAACAAAGUCCCUUAUCAAUGGUGAAUUACAGGACACACUGUCUAAAAUGUGGAGUGCAAUGAGACGAAGACUCCGAUCAGCGGAGAUCAGUAACAGGCUGCUACUAAUCACCCCAGGGUAUACAAAUAUUAUAGAUGUAUUAUGUGCCAUUUUGAAUCAUCCCAAUCCAGAUGUUCAGCAGCAUGUACGCAUCGGUUCUGUGACCAUUUGCAUAGAUCCCUUCGUGUCAUUCAUUGAACAUAGAUUAACAUUUCCCAACUUACUGGACCAAUGUGCUCAAGGCUUUGUGAAUAACAUUCUGAUUACGUCUGCUACCUCCAUACAACAGAACUCUAGUCUGGAGGUAAUUCAGACCUUGUUACGCAGUGUGAAUUCUGAUGUUGCUUUUUUCCUGGCUGAGAAGGGAAACGUGAAGAGGAGCAUGGAUGUUGAUGCCAUUUUGUCUGAGACAGCAUUCAUGGAGAACAAGAAAGUGAGAGCCAGAGAGAUGCUUAGUCCAGGAUGGUCUCAGGGACUGAACAGGACACCUCUCUCAUUCACCAUACAGGACACAGAGUUGACAUUCUCACAACCUCUAGUGAGGAACUUGUUCAUCAACAAGCUCAGGGAACUGAGAGGCCUGUUGACCCAUUACCCUUUCUCGGGCAACAUCUUUAUGGUACAGGGACAAGUAUCUUUUACUGACUCAGAAGAUUUGAUGGAUGUCCUAUAUAUAGUAAAAUCUGAUCAACUGACAGUGACCAAACACGCAGAUAACUCUGUCGCUAAUGGUGAUGGCCUGCAUCUCUCUAGAAACAAGUUCUGUCUGGUUGUCAGUGGACACAAGUUACAGGUCACCCAGAUCAAGGACUGGCUUCGUUCUUGUGGGAGACAGAAACCAGAGAUGAAGAAACUCGUGACAAAAAAGGACCUCACCAAGGAUGAAAUUAAGAAGAUACAUAAACAGCAUCAUUUGGACACAUUGCCUGCUGGAUGGUUCUACAAUGGAACUCAGUUUGUCAGUUUUGAUGGAGAAAAGCAGGACCUUCAUCCAAGUUUGGAGACUUUUAUCCAGGAAUAUGUCGACAGCAUAAACAGGGAGAUAGAGGACCACAAUGAUAAAGUCAGGAAGAAUGCCGGCCAGUUUGUGGAUCUGUUUGCCUGAGAUUUGAAGGACUGUGGAUGUUGUGUUCAUUAUUGAUCAUAAGCCAAACAUUCCCAUAGUGCAUACGUCUGUGAUAGAUCUGAUGUGAUGGUGUGGCUGAAGACGGAGAUCUGAUGUGAUGGUGUGGCUGAAGACGGAGAUCUGAUGUGAUGUUUCUUCUUGUAUGAUUUUGACUCGGUUUGCUUCGGAGAUUUUGAAUGUUGUUCAUUGAUCUUUAAGUCUUGAGUGCUGUAUGUGAGAUUACAUGUUUAUAUGUUACACAAACGGUGUAAUCAGUGAUUUUUCAGAGUUUAUUUUUUGCCAUUGUAUUGCAUGCAUCUGUUGAUUAUUAUGUAUUUAUUAUGCUGUUGUUGUACUACAUCUAUCUAAUGCAUUGUGCUGUUAUGGAAAACCCACAAAAAUCAAUAAAGACAAAAACCCUUUUAAAAUAAUUCAGAGAACAACUUCACCAAAAAAAAAAACCUUUUAAAAUACAACCAAUAGUGGCACUGGUCUUUGCAUGGAAUGCCAUGAAUUUUCAUAUCCCAACAGACAAAUUUAGGGUGGGGUGUAUAUUGGUUUCACUCUAUCCAUCUGUUUGCCUGUACAUCCAUAGAUGUGUUUUGUUCAAAGAUUUUCACUUACUUGUGAAAAUGUUGUAAAUCUGUGCAUUUGCUAUUUCCAGAUUGACUUGUUCAAUUCUGAGAACGUUAUGGGUUGUGGAGCUUCAGAUUAGCAUAAAUUCGAUUAAAGAUAAUGUCUCUAAUUAUUUGAAGAUAUCAUCAAUUCAUUUGAUGCAUGCAACAAUUCAAUUAAAUAUUUCUUCAAAUAAUCAAUGAUAUCUUCCAUUCUAAAUUAUUGCAUGCAUUAGUUGAAUUGUUGAUAUAGCAUUAAUUAUUCUGCUGAAUUUAUGCACACAAUAUUAAAUUGAAUUGUUGUUUUCUUCAAAUGAAUUGAUGAUAUCAACAAUUGAAUUGAUGUGCACUAUAAUUCAAUUGAAGAGAGCAAAAUAAUUCAGUUAUUGUGUUCAUCAAUUCAAUUAAUGUGCAAAAUAAGUGAAUUAUUGCUCUCUUUAUAUCAUUAAUUGAUGCACACAAGUAUUUUAGAGAGAGCAAUUAUUUAAUUCAACAUAUAUCUGCAACUGAAGUAAUGAUUUGUGUAAUUGAAUUGUUGCUCUCUUUAAAAGAAUUGAUGCACAUAUUUUAUGUAAUUUGUUUUUUAAAAAAUAAUAAAUAAUUUAAUUAAGGUAUCUUUAAAUUAAUUAAAGAGAUCAUCAAAUCAUUUAUGCUAAUCUCUAAAUUAAUUUUUGCAAGCAAUACAAGUUCCACCACAUUGAUGCACGCAUCGAUUCAAUUGAUGAGAGCAAUGAUUGAGUCAUCGUUACUAGCCACGGUUACUGAGUCCAGUAGUACCUACCCUAUGUGUAAACAGAGACAAUAGGCACAGUUACCGAGUCCAGUAGUACCUACCCUACGGAGACAAUUGGCACAGUUACUGAGUCCAGUAGUACCUACCCUACGUGUAAACAGAGACAAUAGCCACAUUUACUGAGUCCAGUAGUACUUACCCUACGUGUAAUCAGAGACAAUAGGCACGGUUACUGAGUCCAGUAGUACCUACCCUACAUGUAAACAGAGACAAUAGGCACGGUUACUGAGUCCAGUAGUACCUACCCUACAUGUAAACAGAGACAAUAGGCACGGUUACUGAGUCCAGUAGUACCUACCCUACAUGUAAACAGAGACAAUAGGCACAGUUACUGAGUCCAGUAGUACCUACCCUACAUGUAAACAGAGACAAUAGGCACAGUUACUGAGUCCAGUAGUACUUACCCUACAUGUAAACAGAGACAAUAGGCACGGUUACUGAGUCCAGUAGUACCUACCCUACAUGUAAACAGAGACAAUAGGCGUGGCUUGCGAUGAUGUAAUUGAAUUGAUGCAUGCAUCAAAUCAAUUGUUCCUUUCAUCAGUUAAUGUACGUACUCAUCAUUCAAUAGAUGAGAGCUAUAAUUAGAUUGAUAUAUGAUCAAUUCAAUUGAUGAAAGCAAUGAUUGAUGCACACAUCAGUUAAAUCAUCAUGUCUCUCUUAUCGUACAUCCAUGAGACAAUAAAUUUGGGGGGGGUUGGGGUU
Messenger RNA from Ostrea edulis (European flat oyster), 5678 nucleotides. Its product is annotated as dynein axonemal assembly factor 9-like. NCBI's taxonomy places the organism in Eukaryota, Metazoa, Mollusca, Bivalvia, Ostreida, Ostreidae. The record is from RefSeq and is a predicted model, not a curated record. Bases 39 to 3566 code for a protein of 1175 amino acids. The transcript is spliced from 39 exons.